Trichobilharzia regenti is the source of this 1277-nucleotide messenger RNA. The record is from the annotation of a GenBank genome assembly. Lineage: Eukaryota; Metazoa; Platyhelminthes; Trematoda; Strigeidida; Schistosomatidae.
CUUCUAGGUUACUUGUAUUGGAACUAAUAUCGGACAAAAACUAGGAAAAGAAACCAUAGAGCAAUUACUUAGCAACCAACGACGAACACCUUCCACAACAAUCAAAAAUGCAACACACAAGCUGGAUGGAAUGCAUAAACCUAUGUCUAACAACAUACUUCCAAUUCAACGACCAAAUAUAUGAACAAGUCAAAGGAACACUCAUGGGAUCGCCAAUAUCAGGUUUGAUUGCAAAAGCAGUGAUGCAAAGACUCGAAAACAUAAUUUUACCAAAGAUCGAACCCAAGAUUUGGAUACGCUACGUCGACGACACAUUUCUAAUAAUCAAAAGAAACGAGUUAGAUAAAGCUCACAACUUAAUAAACAACAUCAAAUUCACAAGAGAAGAGGAAUCCGAGAACAAAAUACCAUUUUUGGACGUCUUAGUCGGGCGAACAACUACAGGAGAAUUAGAAACUCAAGUUUAUAGGAAAUCAACUCACACAGACCAAAUCCUGAAUUACAACAGCAACAACCCAAUAACACACAAAAGGAAUUGCAUACAAACACUAUUCAAGAGAGCAAGGACUCAUUGCAGCACUACCACCUUAAGGAAAAUUGAAGAAAAGUAUCUCAUGGACGUCUUCCAAAAGAAUGGAUAUCCACGGAAUUUCAUCAAAAAACAUAUACCCCCAAGCCAACCUAUCAAAGCAAAAGCCACCAAGGAAACCACCAUGGAAAUCGUCCUAUCAUAUAUAAAGGAUAUCUCAGAAAUCACUACAAGACUCUUCAAACCUUUAGGAAUUGACGUCGUACACAAACCAACAAAGUCGCUUCACUCAAUUCUGUGUCAACCAAAAGACUCAACAGUGAAAGAAGACAAAACCAACAUCAUCUACAAAAUAAACUGUAACAACUGCGAAAAACACUACAUUGGCCAAAGUGGAUGUCCCCUUCGUCCUCGUACCCACGACCAUAAGCUAGCCGUCAAAAGACAUGAUAUCCACUCCCUCAUUUCACUACACACAGACAACCACGGACAUCAAUUCGACUGGGACAAUCUACGUUGAGAUAUUAGACAGAGGAAACAACAAGAAUGCUAGAGAAUUUUUAGAAGCUUGGUAUUCCAGUGAACCAUCGAUCAAUAAACACAGAGAUAGACAAAAUUUAUCAACCGAUAAGAAAGAAACUUCACACACAAAGGGUCAAAGUUCAAGUCAAAGAAACAAUCAGUUCCAAUACAACUAGCUGUCUAGGAGGUGUGAAAACACACAAAAACAACCAAUCACGUCCAAGGU